AUGGGAGGAGGUGAACGUGUUCUUGUCAAGGUACUUGUGGGCCACAAGUCUUCCCUCUUGGAAGCUCCUACCCCUGAAGGACAUUUAUUUAAAUGGACAGUGUUUGUGAAAACUGUUGAGCCAAUGACUGAUAGAAGUUUUAUAAAUAAGGUCGCGUUCCGGUUACACGAGACAUUUCCAAAUCCUUUGAGAACUGUUAGAGAUCCACCUUUUGAAGUUUCCGAAACUGGCCAUUCAUCUUUUAACGUUGCUCUAUCAAUACAUUUCAACUAUAAUGGAGCAAAACCUAUCAAGUAUGCCUAUGAUAUGGUUAUCGUUCUCGAAAAAACAGGAUACAAUCAACAAGAGGUUAUUUUGGAGUUAAAAGAUGUUCCGCCCGCUUUCAUGGAUAUUAUAAAACGCCAUGGAGCCUUCGCAAACAAGAAGAAAAGAGAUUCGUUGGGGAAGGAAACUCUACCUCCAAAAAAGAUGAAACCUGAAGAACCCACCAAACCUCCUACAACUGAUUACUCUUCUAGUAAGGAGAGGGAAAGGAAAGAAAAAAAAUUGAAGGAGGACAAAUUAAAAAAGAAGUCAAAAGAGAAGGAUUACCGUGAUUCUAAAGAUAGAGAGCCCAAGGACCGUGAUUCUAAAGAUAGAGAGCCCAAGGACCGUGAUUUUAAAGACAGAGAUCGUGAUCAUGUGGAUCGAGACCGCCAUUCUUCCGACCAUAAAGAACGUGAAAAGGAGAAAAAGGAUAGAGAGUCUACGAAAGACAGAGAACCGAAGGAAAGGAAAGAUAAGCUCAUGAAAGAGUUUGAUUUUUCUAAAGUUCACGAUAAGAAGCUCAGCGAAUCAAGGUCUCCGAAACCGGUUGUAAGAGAGGAAAAAAAGUCAGAAAGAGACACUUCCAAGCUAGACAAUGGUAAAGAAGAAAAGCGGCUUGAAGUGUCUAGGGAAGAUAAGAAAUUAUCACCCAACGGAGUUUCUUUCGCGGUAAAGAACAACGCAGUCAAACCUCAGGUGUCAAUCUCUCCUCGUAUUGAAAACAAAGUUAGAUUAUCGGAUGCCUCUGAUUUGAGUUCUCCAUCUUCUUCUUUAUCUAGUUCUUCACUGAAUGAGAGUUCGCACUCAUUGACUAGCUCACCAUACAGAGGGAUGUCCGCGGAGGAAAUGCAUAGAAAGAUAAAUUCUUUGACGAGUGGAGAACAGAUAUUCAAAGUCGCUUCAAUCUUACUAUCACAUCCUGGGACAACUUUUGUUCCUUCAAAGUCAAUACUUUCUUUUGACUUGGACUUAGCUUCCGCGGAUCCCUUCUUAAUUCAGAAGUUGUGUCAGGCAUUAUCAUCCUGA
Molecule: messenger RNA, 1332 nt
Organism: Auanema sp. JU1783
Lineage: Eukaryota; Metazoa; Nematoda; Chromadorea; Rhabditida; Rhabditidae
Source: the annotation of a GenBank genome assembly